UUAUGAGGACAGUCCCGAGAAAUCAAUUUCAUUAAAUAUGGACGACAUUGAUCUCCCCUUCUAAAAAGCAUCGUGCUCAAUGCUAUGCGAUUUCCCAUGCUUUUCUAUUAUUUAAUGCAAAUUUAUGACUUACAUGACAUCUGUUGAAAUGUGAUUAAUCUGAUCAAAACUUCAAUUCAGUAAUCAGACAUUCACGAAUAAUACGUUUCUCUUGUUUUUGCAUGGAAAUGAAUGCAAUGUGACCUUCCAUAAAAAUAUUUGUACUAUUUCUGUGAGCGUUUGCAAUGUCAACAAAAAGUGAUGUUCGAAUUCUCCUGCUGGGUGAUCCUGGAGUUGGAAAGACAUCCUUGAUAUUGACUCUUGUCAGUGAAGAGUUUCCUGAAGAGGUUCCAGCCAAAGCUGAAGAAAUCACUAUUCCUGCUGAUGUUACUCCAGAAAGAGUUCCUACACAUAUAGUAGAUUAUAGUUCACAGGAACAAGAUGAAGAAACUUUACAGGCAGAAAUUGUAAAGUCCAAUGUUAUAUGUUUGGUGUAUUCUGUGGAAGAUGAAGAUACGAUUGAAAGAAUCACCACAUUUUGGUUACCUUAUAUUCGCCAAUGUCGAGGAGAGGAACACAGUAAUCCAAUUAUAUUAGUGGGAAACAAGUCAGAUUUACUGGAUUUCAGUACAAUGGAGACCAUGAUGCCUAUCUUGAAUGACUUUGCUGAAGUGGAAACAUGUGUUGAGUGUUCGGCAAGAACGCUGAAAAAUAUAAGUGAGAUGUUUUACUAUGCACAGAAAGCAGUACUGCAUCCCACAGCCCCUGUAUAUAAUCCUGAAGAAAAAGAGCUGACACCACUGUGUAAGAAAGCGUUAACAAGAGUAUUCAAGAUUUGUGACCUAGAUAAUGACCAUUUACUGAACGAUGAUGAAGUCCAUUUGUUUCAGAGGAAAUGUUUUAAUGCACCACUACAUCAGCAAGCCUUAGAUGAUGUGAAGUCAAUUGUGAAAAGAAAUAUAACUGAUGGGGUCAAAGAAAAUGCCUUAACGCUAAAAGGAUUUUUAUUUCUACACACAUUAUUUAUACAACGAGGUCGACAUGAGACAACAUGGACAGUUAUGAGGGCUUUUGGUUACGAUGAUCGAUUGCAACUCACAAGAGAUUUUUUAUACCCAAAAAUAAUGGUUGGAUCUGGUUCCACAACAGAGUUAACGUUACAAGGGAUACAGUUUCUUAAAAUGGUCUUCAAUAAAUAUGAUGAAGAUAGUGAUGGGUGCUUGUCACCACCAGAAUUACAGAACUUAUUUAGUACUUGUCCUGUGAUGCCAUGGGGACAAGAUGUUAAUAAUACAGUCUGUACCAAUCCUAAUGGUUGGAUAACAUCGCAAGGUUAUCUGGCUCAGUGGGCACUGACCACACUUCUGGAUGUACCUAGAACUAUAGAAUUUUUAGCCUAUUUAGGUUAUCAGUAUUUACAUGACAGUCAGGUUUCGGCUAUUCAAGUCACUAGAGAUAAGAAAAUAGAUUUAGACAAGAAACAUACCUCCAGAAAUGUGUUUAGAUGUCAUGUGCUUGGUGCUAAGUCUGUGGGCAAGACCUCGUUAUUACAAGGUCAUUUAGGACGGAAUCUCCGAUAUUUAGCCACGUUAGAGAAAGAACAUUUAUCUACUUUUACAAUCAAUACUGUACAGGUCUAUGGUCAAGAAAAAUAUUUAAUGUUACAUGAAGUAGAUGUUGUUGUUAGUGAUAUGUUAAACCCGACAGAGAUGAAUUGUGAUGUAGCUUGUUUAUUAUAUGAUGUGACCAACCCUCGGUCAUUUGAAUUCUGUGCUAAAAUGUAUCUGAAACAUUUUAUAGACAGUAGAAUACCAGUUUUAUUUGUUGCUGGAAAAACAGAAUACCCUGCAGUGCGGCAGGACUUUGAAAUGACUCCUGCACAGUUUUGUCAAAAAUUCAAACUUCCACCCCCAGAAGACUUUGCCUGUUUAGAUAAAAUUAACAAAGAUGUUUAUAUCAAAUUAGCUACGAUGGCUGCAUAUCCAAAUCUCAAACGACUCGUGCACAUGUUACUGGUUCGGCAGAAUCCACUUUGGCUUGAAGAAAAAAUCAGACAUGUGAGAGAUGUAGUUUUACAGAACGAUAGACUUUUUAUGAAAAUUGGCGUGGGACUUGCCAUGGCGUCAGUUUUUGGUUUUAUAGUAUACAGAAUUACAAAGGCUCUCCGAUAACAGCGACUUAGUGCUAGUUCAACAAAUUACAGAAAGCAUUCAAAAAACAAUCAUGAGUCCUUGGCACAAGCAAUGCAAAUGUUGCUUUAAGGACAAAAAAGAUUUUCAGAAAGUUUUAGAAACUGUUAGUUCCAAAAUUAUAUUCAAAUAUGAUUUAAAGGAAAAGUUAUGAAAGGGAAGUAAUCGUGUGUUGAUAGAUAUCACCUGUAAAACAGUAAAGUUCACUCUUCAUGCAUUGUUCAAUCUUUGCUAAAGAGCUUCUUAUGACUGAUAGUCAGAAAAUUUGGGUUUCAAUGACUUCCUAGCUAUAAAAUGUUUGUGUUGUUCAUCUUUUAUUCAAAUCAAAUCAGGUUGUUAUUUAAAUAGAUUUUAACCAUGUAAUGUGAUCAGCUGGAACAGAAUAAAAAGAAAAGUUAAUGGUUUGGGUAUAAAAUAUAGGAAAAUAUAUUCCAAUAUAACUUAAUAACAGCGCCUGAUGAUAAUAAAGCCUGAACAGUGUUUCAGUCCUUGGAUGUUCCUUCUUCAGAGGCUGAAUAAUUGAAUUGUCUUUUUGGUCUCCUUUUAUGGUUUUUUCUAACGACAGUACUCUCUAAUAGUUUCAGGUUUAUCUACAUAUUCAAAUAUUUUUUUAAACACUUCUUGCAAUUUUAAAGUGUGAUUAAAAAUGUUAAAUCCUCUCUUUUUAUCAAUAUUCUUUUUUCGAGAUAUCUAAACAUCCAUAAAAAAGCACUUGUGGCCCUAAAAAUCUAAAGAUAAAAUUUAGUUUAAUAGUAUAAUUGUCUUGAUUUUGAAGGAAAAUGGGCCACAAUUUAUAGAUUUGAAACCACAAUAUUUAUCAAAUGCAUUGAAGCCUUUUCUUUUUUAUUUAACAGUCAAUUAUGAUGUAUAUAUAAUUACAAAAAAUAUCUAUAUAUAUUGUCCAGUUUUUUUCACCCAAAUCUCAUUAUUCUCAAGUAGGAUUAUUAAUGAAGAUCUUAUGUCAUAAUAUUACCAUACAACUGAUAGAUUUUGUGUUUAAUUAAAGGUUUUCACAUUAUGUAUUCUACUCACUGCAUAAAAUCUCAUAUUUAACUUCCAAAACUUUUACAUUGCCUAAUGCAUUAUGUGUAUGAUUUAUGCUUCGAGCACAUGUACAUUUAAUUCCAAUAGAAUUCAAAUCGAAUUUGCUAAUCACGUUCACACUCUUCUUUUUUAAUUUCAAAUUAUCUAAUUUGCAUUAGAAAUACGCUUUUGUUGAUACGAAUUAAAAGGUAAUGUUAUUUGGACAGUAUUUAAAGCCACUUUGCAAUUCGAAUUAGAAUUGACGUUAGGGCGUAAAAUGUUUCGAAUGUGAAUUAAACUAAUUUUAAUUAUUUAAUGCGAAUUGAAAUCGAAUAACGUGUGAACUCAGCAUUAAAGGGAAUAUUGGGUACACAUAAAUGACCUAACAACAUAUUAAACAUCUAGAAAUAUGCCAUGACCAUUUUAUCUUUCUCAUGUUUUUGGGAUCAAUUAAAUGUUAAUGUUGCAUAAUAAUUUCUUCAAAAUAAAAUACAGAAUGCUUACAAAAAGUUUCAAACAUUAGCCAAGAGUCAUUUUCUUAUCAUUUGUAUGUCUUACCUCUGAUAAUCAGGGUUGCCUUAUGUUUCUUACUGUGGAUUCAUAAGUAUUUGUUGGAUACCAAUUUUUGUGGAAUUUUGCAUAAACCACGAAAUUAAAUGUUCAAUCAAUGACAAAUUUCUAUAGGCUUGUAUGCAGGCUUUCAUAAAACCAAAAAAUCGAAUAUGCAAGAACAUAUAUGUUUUCCUUAAUCCAUGAAUAUUUUUUCCUAUCAAAAUUAAUGAAUUCACAUUAUUUUAAAAGAUUUCUGUUAACGCUUGUCAUUGAUAAUACUAUGAUGGUUUUAUUUUGUCCAUAUUUCUUACUGGUCAUUAAUAUGGUUUAACUUUAUUUUUGUGGCUUAGUUCAAAACUAGUUGUCACUGAACACAAAAUUAAUCGGAAAAAAAUCAGUUAGUACAAAUGUACAGUUCUCAAAUCCUAAGCAAAUUUUGUUUCAAUAAGGGAUAGAAAUUGUGCCGACAAAUGGUUAUUAAAGAGAACACCUUUUUCAAUAGAAAAGGAAUCUAUAUGAAAUUUAAGUACUUUAAUACUCUAAACAAGAGUGAAAUGUAUCUGCUUACAAAAGGAUUUUAAAGUGAAGUAUAUUUAUAAAUUUUGAAUUUCUGAAAAUGUUAGGACUCUCAAGUUUGACAGAAAACCAGUGCUUGUAUAAUAUAAUUUUUCCUGCUUGUUUGGUGAAAGAUUGGAAGAAAAUGUGUUGGUAAGCAAUAUAAUGUUUUUUUAUGCCCCACCUUCGAUAGUAUAGGGGCAUUAUGAUUUCUGGUCCGUUCGUCCGUCCCGCUCCAGUUUAAAGUUUUUGGUCAAGGUAGUUUUUGAUGAAGUUGAAAUCCAAUCGACUUCAAACUUGGUACACAUGUUCACUAUGAUAUGAUCUUUCUAAUUUUAAUGCCAAAUUAGAGAUUUUACCCCAAUUUCACGGUCCACUGAACAUAGGAAAUUUGUGCGAGUGGGGCAUUCCUGUACUGAGGACACAUUCUUGGUUUUUUUAUUAUUAGAUAUAAGUGGUUAAACAUACUGCACCUGAUUUAAAAUCUGACUCCUAUUUAUUUUUAAACUGAAAUGAAACUGAUUGGACCCAAAAAAUCAAUGUAAAAUUAUGAAACAAAUUUUGUGCAUGACAGUCUUUCCUGUGUGCACGGUAAUUUGAAACCAAUAAAAAGCUAUUGGUUGCCUAUAGAUAAGAUCCUAUUGCAAUGUUUUAUCUGCCAUAUAGAGUGUCUGCAAUAGAGCGUGAAAUAAGUUCUGAUAUUGUUCAGAUUAACCACAAAUUUAGAUUAUGAAUGUAUAUAUUAUUAGAUGUAGUCAAACUAUUUAUGUAAUUAUGUACAUUGUUAGUCAUAUUUGGGUCUGUGUUUUAUUAUACAUGUCUGAAAGAUACUGAAGAUGAAAAUAAAACUUUAAAAGAAACAA
Molecule: messenger RNA, 5221 nt
Organism: Mytilus trossulus (common blue mussel)
Lineage: Eukaryota; Metazoa; Mollusca; Bivalvia; Mytilida; Mytilidae
Product: mitochondrial Rho GTPase 1-A-like
Exons: 21
Coding region: 285-2210 (641 amino acids)
Biological process (GO): small GTPase-mediated signal transduction; mitochondrion organization
Cellular component (GO): mitochondrial outer membrane
Molecular function (GO): calcium ion binding; GTP binding; GTPase activity
Source: RefSeq, a predicted model, not a curated record